Penicillium roqueforti is the source of this 1245-nucleotide messenger RNA. RefSeq lists its product as uncharacterized. The coding region runs from base 1 to 1245 and encodes 414 amino acids. The transcript has a single exon. Lineage: Eukaryota; Fungi; Ascomycota; Eurotiomycetes; Eurotiales; Aspergillaceae. The record is from RefSeq and is a predicted model, not a curated record.
AUGGUUUCCAGUUACCAGACACCCCAAGACCCUGGACCUGUCACUAUCCCAUACCUGUCCGCUAACUCCAGCCUACAAAACACUUUCUCUUCUUUGAUCACCGAGACAGACCAUGUUAUGAUCUCGCCCGCAUCACUUGAGCUUGACUCGGAUGCUGUUCUUGCAAUCGUUGUCACCGGUUAUCUCGUCUUUUUACCCCUCCAAUGCUGGUCCCGCAUCCUAACCCACGACCGAGCACGGAACCUUCUCUUUUAUAUCUGGCACGCGCUCAUGUUGGGUGGCUCUAUAUGUUCCCUCAUCUAUGCCGCGAAAGUACCCAAAAUAUCCCCACAGUACAUGUUCUGCUUUCCUGAUCUCGCGCCUUUCAAUGACACAUCGAAUGACGGAUGGCAAGCCUCAUGGAGAACAUCCACGUGGAACGACAGUGUGUGGGAUAUAUUUUCGAACCUCGCGCGAUGGAAUCAACUAGGAGAUAUUUGCUUCAACCCCUGUUUCAAUUCGACCCAAAUUUUACGAAAACCAGACUCAUUGCAUUCAGCCACGGCAGACGGAGACUUCAAAAUUGCUACCUCCCAUAGCUUCGUGAAGAAGGUUCUGUACUCGCAUCGCUACAUCUACAGUCUCAUCAUUAUUUGUCUGAUCCUGAACUGCCUCCUCUUGACUUAUCGAUUUCUACCUUAUCGAUCGCGGAUCCCAUCAGCGCAGAUCAUGGUAAUCUGGAAAGAACGGAAGACUAUCUGGAAAAGCUUCAAAGACGAAGUUUGCGGUGCGAUGGAUACACCAAGCAAUCUAGAUAAUAAUGGAGAAGACCCGGAACCCACAACCAAGAAGACCUCUGUCUGGCGCCGAAUGCGACACAUAUUCAGCCGUCAGUUCCUCAAAUCCUUUCUUCAUGUGCUUGUUGAUGCUGCAAUUCUUUUUGGCAUACUCUUCAGCAUGAUAGCCAGUCCGUUCACCGUCGUUGCCUUUGUCAUUUGGAUAGAGAUCCAAAUCUCCAAUGAUGGGCCGUCAGAGGAGACUCCGAGUCAGGUUGGUCAGUGGGCGUACCCCGUGUCUCUAGCACUGCUUGUAAUCUCAGCUGCGAUUCUGAAGCUCAAAUACCGACUAGCUUCGUCGGUUGAGCUUGAACGUGAGAUUUCUGCAUUGAAAGAGCACCUGGGAGCCUUGGAGAAAAUGAAGGAGGCACGAUCGGGGCCUGAGUCGACUGCGCUCACAGCUAUGACUCGUCCGGCCAAGGAAAACUAG